Coccomyxa subellipsoidea C-169 is the source of this 909-nucleotide messenger RNA. RefSeq names its product DUF1671-domain-containing protein. The record is from RefSeq and is a predicted model, not a curated record. The transcript has 6 exons. NCBI's taxonomy places the organism in Eukaryota, Viridiplantae, Chlorophyta, Trebouxiophyceae, Coccomyxaceae. The annotation marks the transcript as partial.
GAGAAGGCUGUGCUGUCGACAGGUCCGGUGCACCACUUCCAUGCGGGGCAAAAUGAUGCGGGAUGGGGUUGCGGGUGGAACAACAUCCAAAUGCUGUCCUCGCAUCUGUUGCAGUGCAAUGAGGACCUGGGGACAGAGCUGUUUGGUGGGUGCGGUUUCACGCCAGACAUCCCAGCGCUGCAGGCGUGGCUGGCCUGCGCAUGGGCAUCAGGCUUUGACGAUGAGGGCGCGGCUCAGCUGGGUUGCCAGAUCCAGGGCACCCGCAAGUGGGUGGGCACAACUGAAGCUGCAGCCACCCUCAGACAGUUUGGCAUCCGCGCGCAUGUGGUCGAUUUCAAGGACAUCGAUGUUUUGUCGUUUGCCUCUCAGGUGCUUCAGGACUACGACCUGUGCGGGAAGUGCUAUGCUAUGGACUGCGCGAAGCCUACUGGACCCUUCGCUGAGAUACUCACUCCUUACGACGGUUCCGCAGCAGGUUCCCAGAAGCAGGUUGACCACUCACCUUUGCUGGACUGGGUGUGGCACUACUUCAUCGAAGAGGAUGCAAAGGGGCAGAAGAGCCAGGGGGAGGGCAACAACAAGGGCAAUCCUGUCAUCCUCAGUGGCAAGCCCCCCCUCUACUUCCAGCACGAGGGCCACUCGCGCACGAUAGUGGGCAUUGAGAAGGCGCAGGACAGUGGCGGGCAACCCCCCCAGGUGUACUUGCUGAUCCUGGACCCAUCCCUGACCACUGGGGCGCUUGAAAGGGCGCUGCGUCAGCGCAAGGGCUGGCAGAGGCUCAUCAAGCGCAGCAUGUGCAUGCUCCAGAAGCGGGAGUACCAGCUGCUGCACUGCCUCAAUGGCCUUGCCACAGGAGCAGAGCUGGAGGAGCUCAAGAUCAUGCGGGCCUCUCAGCAAUUUGGCUUCUGA